UAUUUUCUAAAAACAGUUGAGUACCAGUCUGUAAAAAUGGCGGCGCCCAUCGAAAUAAAUGUGUCGCAACUUCGGGUUAGUUCUGUGCUAAACAGAGAUGUAAAGCAGUAUGGAAAGAAAUUUCUGGUGGAUGGUAAUGAAGACACAUGCUGGAAUUCAGAUCAGGGUUCACCGCAGUGGAUUACAAUAGACUUUGAGAGGGACGUUGUACCAGUUGAUGUCAGCAUUCAGUUCCAGGGAGGUUUCGCAGGCGGAGACUGCUGGCUAGAAGGGAAGAUGGAUGUUAACUCUGACUGGGAGAAAAUAGACGACAUCUAUCCUGAAGAUAAUAAUUCACUACAAACAUUUAAAGUCAACACUUCAGGGAAAGCCAUUGUGUCAAUGAAAAUCGUGUUUGGUAAAAGUACAGACUUUUUUGGACGGAUUACUAUAUACCAGCUGAAAGUGAACAGAGAUAUCAGAUGAUACUGGUACAAAUAUUUUAGUGUUACUCAGUGUUUUAUUUGUCUAUCUAUGCUGGUUCAAUUCUGAUAGAAGUGGCUAUAUUCCUAUAUAAGGAUUUUAGUAAUUUGGAGAUCUGAGUGAGUCUGGACUUAUUUGGAGCAACUAUUAAAAAGGAGUUUCAUUCUCCAUCCAGUACGGUUAUGUAAACCCCAUUUAUGGUGUACACAGUAUUCAGCAUAAGGAGGAAUGUGACAAUGCAUUACAAAAGUGUUACCUCAGUCUGAAAUUAACUAUAGGUCCAGAACCAGAUAAACUUAAGGUUCUUGGAAACCAUGGUGUUACACAGACGAACUAAACUCUUUGAUAUUCUAACUUGGAAGUUUCAGACUUGUGGUAUUAGUAUCAUUAUGUCUAAAUACUAAAUUCAGGCAUGCUUUUGAUACAGUACAAUCUCGAUCCUACGAAAAGCCAAGGGACCGGCCGUUUUUUUUCGUAAUAUCGCAUUUUCGUUCGAGCGUAGCAUAGGAAAUUUCGCUAUACAACACAUAAAUAUCUACACGUUGUAACCUGUGAUAUUUAAACAUGUGAUUUUCGUAUCGAAGUACAUAUAUACCAAUUUUAUAUGUACAUCUGGGUUUACUACAAAUCUUAUUCGAAUCUGAGCUCAGAUGGUAUGUAGAAUGUAAAACGGGUUGUUUCUUUUUUUUCACUUUUUAUUCACUGUACAUAAAACAUAUACAGGGUACAUUGUUGCACGAGAAAAAAAAAUCGCAAUUGCAUAUUCUGAUACCCUCAGCUACCCUUUACUGAAUUGUUUGGUAUAAUAAAACGACAAUAUACAGACGAUCAGGACUUAAAUAUUGUUUUAUUUUAUGCGGUGAUUGUUUAAGAUGUAUAGAUACCAGAGCAAGUGUGACUUGUAUGCCAUCCGAUCGGAUAGUUACAGGAGAAAAAAAUAACCACUAACUUGUGUCAUAGUGUACAGCAUAUGUGUGUUCAAAUUUAAUUACUAAGUUUUCACAGCUUAAUCACUGUAACAUAGAAAUAAGAAGGAAAGCAGCCGGGUCCACAACACCUUUUCGUAGUAUACCGGUAUUUCGUUAAAUUGCGAUUCGUAGCAUCGCGAAUGCACUGUAUUUGCACUACUCAUGAAAAUUAAAAAUCUGGCAAUCAGAAGUUAAAGAUUUUUUAUCUUACCUGUAAAACAAAACAAAAAUCUUUUAGUUUUAUGUUAUUUCAAUAGUUUUUACCAAAUUAUACCAGUUUUGUAUGCAUUACAUCAUGAGAAAAAUAAUGUGACAAUAUUAAUAAGGGAAAAAGUGGAAUAAUUCUUCGAGAUUUUAGAUUAUUUUACAUUUUAUUAUGGUGGAACAAAUAGCUUUGUUUUUUGUAGGUGAUAUUUUACAAGUCAUAUUUUUUGUUACAUAACACUAAAAUUAUGAAAUGAAAAUCUUCAGUUUGAAACAGUGAAAGUUAAAAAUACAGUCUAACCUGCACUAACGGUCACCUCCAAUCAGCGGUCACCUCCAUUCAGCGGUCAUUUUAUGACACCCCCGAUGGAUUUUCCUCUAUUUUAUCACUUCAUUCAGUGUCCACCGAAUUUGUCUCCCGACUGCCGUAUUUGACCCCUUUCAGCGGCAAUUUUCUUCCGAAACCAAUUAUUUUUAGGCGAUAAUCGCCGAAGAUACCUGAUUUUUGAGAAGCAUGUGAUUGCUAAGUUUCGCAUGGCUUCACCACAAGGACAACAAAAUGACAUGAGCUUCUCAAUUAAAACUGAUCGAUAACUAAUUGGUAGCAUAAUAUUUGUGAUUUUUUAUACUUCUGUCAUCAAAAUACUACUAGUAUUAAAUUUAUACGAAAUUAAUUAUGUUUGAAAAAAUAUAAACCACUCUAUCUUUUACGGAUCGUAACAGCAAACUUAGAUUUUAGCAUAGACAAUAAGUGCGGAGAGUAGCUUCCGUUACCAAUAUGGCGAAAAUUGUAAACAAAAUUGUUUUGAAGUUGGAAAAUUGUCUGUAACAAUUUUUGUUGUAAAAAAAACCAUGCCGGAAUUUUAGACUGCUAAGAAGACCAUUCGUAUUGCGAAGGCAAAUGCACGUCAUUGUAUCCUGGUAAAAUAAAAUAGAAAACCGAAAAAGAAAUAGGCCUAAAGGCUAAACUGGUCAGAAAAAUACAUAUACUGGUUGCACCUCUGAUCAGUGGUCACCUGGCUUAAGCGGCCAAAUUGUCUGCUUCCCUUGGCUGGCUGCUUAAGACAGGUUAGACUGUAUACAGACAUGUCAAAUUUUGGUUGUCUGAAAGUCAAAUGCUCGAUCCUUGGGAAUUCAAGAUACUGAGUUUCAACAGUACUGUGAUUAAGAUGUACUGACAAGCUGGCCAUUGAAUUAAAUCUGUGGUGUGGGCAUUGUUGAGUACAAAUUCCAGUGGUAAUUCUAGUUGUCAAAACAUUCCAAAAAUUCUAGUGGUCAGGACACUUUGAAAUAUUACAGUAACAUCAAAUAGUGUACUCACUCAUCAUAUAGUUUCCACUAAAAAGAAAUGUCCCAUUAUUUUUUCAGGAAUUAUGGCCUGUUCAGUACUUUAUUAUUAUACCAAGCAUUUUCAGGGGGCAUGUGUCAUAUACUGUUGAGAUCAUUCAUGUUUAUUCCAUUAAUUUAAAGAGCACACAUUUAUGUAUGCGAUAUAAAAACAUUAAAAAAAAUUCCACUGCUGGAAAAAAUGAUACUAGAUAAUAUCUUCAAAUACACCUGUAUAUUUGCCACUCCACUUUAAGAAUUUUUUAAAAUAUUUGCUUAAAUAUAGCUUAAAAAUAGGUUUGGGGAAAAUUUUUAAAACUUUCAAAAUGUUUAAUUUAUUAAAAAACCAAACAAAAGAAAAAUAGUAAGAUUGAGAAUAUUUUCAUUAUUAUCAGUAUGUUAAUUAUGAUGGAAAAACUGUUUAUUGCCUAGGGCAGGAAGGUCUAAUACGGGGAGUAGAAACUCCGUAUAAAUCAAUACAUUUAACUGUAUUAUGCUGUCGUCCAUACCUGUAAAUUUCGACCAGUCGUUAGCGAUCGAUAUUUUGUUUUCGCCACUAUCGAUUAGCGUGUAAUUAGCAUAUUACCUCAUGCUAAUCAUGGAGCUAUAACACAUUGUUCAAAGGGUUUACCAGUCACAUGUUAAGUGGCGAUAAUUAGAUAUCAGAGAUUGAUCUAAAGGGAUUCUGAAGCAAAAACAGCAUGCGACUGCAUGUGGUGAUAUGCUUAAUUAUUAUGAAUUAACUCGAGCUCACUUCCCUGAAGAAAUAUUUUACCACGUAACUUCAAACCUUUAUCAAAGGGCCGAUUUUUGUUAGAUUUGAAUAAAAAAAAUGGAAAAUAACAGAAAGCUGACACUUUUCUUAAUCUUGUAGAGCCAUAAUUAUAAUUAUUGUUUAUAAUGUCAGAUUUCUACAUACAGAAACAAACAUUCUUCUUGAACGUAGGGAAUGUUUCAAACGAAAUUGUUGUUUAAACUCCAAAAAUUAGUUUAAUAAAUUUAAUCUUAAAACUGAUGUGUGAAAAAUACAAUGUAUCUAAAUUAAAAUAACAAUAUUUUUUUAAAAAAGGCCGACAACGAAGUUACAUUUAGUAUUCCGAACUUUUAGAUAAAACUGCAGAAAAUCAUCUAGGUUUAACACGCAUUUAAAUGGUGAAGAACAGAGCAAUAUCAUAAACAAAUAUUUUCAGGCAACAGUUUACGGUUUCGACUUGCUAUUUUCAUUAAAAUAUGUCCUAUUUUUUUUGUUCUAAAUACUCUGAAUCAACAAGGCAAAUAUCAUGUAAAAAACGACAUAUUUCUCUCUGGGUAAGACAAGUCUAGAUUUAGCCAUUUUCACAGGGCGAAAAGUAACAUUAAUGUAGAUAUUUUCCAUUUAAAAACAGAUGCAGGCAAUAAUUUCAUGGCAGAACUUUUGUUUUCAAGAAAAGAAAAUUCAACAAAUGCUUUCCCAGAUUUUCACUGAAAGGACGAGUUAAACUGUAAGGCGUAAGUGUUUGAGUAAUAGCAGAAUAACCUAGGGCAUACGCUUCGAUUGGACGACAGCAUAAGAUAAGAUAAAUGCCGGUUUCCAGUCCCCGUAUCAGUUGUUCCAGCUUAGGGGCAUCCUUUAUAUCAGAUAAAAUGUGGGAAUUGUGCAAAAUAAAUUUAUUUUUUAAAGAG
Molecule: messenger RNA, 4622 nt
Organism: Mercenaria mercenaria
Lineage: Eukaryota; Metazoa; Mollusca; Bivalvia; Venerida; Veneridae
Product: nuclear receptor 2C2-associated protein-like
Exons: 4
Coding region: 37-465 (142 amino acids)
Source: RefSeq, a predicted model, not a curated record